Molecule: messenger RNA, 1878 nt
Organism: Lucilia sericata (common green bottle fly)
Lineage: Eukaryota; Metazoa; Arthropoda; Insecta; Diptera; Calliphoridae
Exons: 2
Coding region: 52-1878 (608 amino acids)
Source: RefSeq, a predicted model, not a curated record
UUUUAAUUGUGAUUAAGCUUUGAAUAAUAAUAAUAAACACGAAAUAAGAAAAUGCCUAGAGUAGCGGGGAAAAGAGAAAGUAGUGCAAUUUUCAAAUAUUAUACGGAAUAUUCAAAUUGUUCAGAUAUAGAAAUUCCCGUCGAAGAAGAGGAAAAUGAGAAUGUAUUUGAUUCUUUCGAUUCAAACAAUAGUUUUAGUGAGGGCAGUGAUAGAGAACAGGAGUCUUUACGUGACCAAAUAGCUCAGUGGUCUAUCAAACAUAACAUAACAAAUGCUGCUCUAAACGAUCUGUUAAAAAUUAUCAGACAUAGUAUACCCAAUUUACCAAAAGACUGCAGAACAUUGAAAGAAACACCAAGAAUCUGCAAUAAAGAAACUAUUGAAGGCGGAACAUACAUACAUUAUGGGAUAGUUAGUUUCCUUAAUGAAUAUCUUUCACACAAUAAAAUUUGUGAAGAGGAAAUAUCUAUUAAUUUUAAUAUUGAUGGUCUUCCCGUUUCCAAAAGCUCGGGAUUGCAAGUAUGGCCAAUCUUAGGCAGUGUUAAAAAAGUUAUUUUUAUUGUGGGGUGUUUCGAGGGUUAUUCCAAACCAAAAAAUUCACAGGAAUUUCUAAAAGCUUUUGUGGAGGAGUUGAAGGUUCUCAUUUAUGAGGGAUUUACGUUUGAAAACAAAGUGUACAAAGUUUCAGUGGGCUAUUUUAUUUGUGACGCACCCGCCAGAGCAUUUGUGCUCAAUAUAAAAUCCCAUUCAGGAUUUUACUGUUGUCACAAAUGUCAAAUUCAAGGCGAAGUAAUAAAUCAUAAAAUGAUAUUUGAUAAUCAAAAGUAUCCAGAUAGGACUAAUUUUGAUUUCCGUAACAAAACUUUUCCAGAACACCACACAGUAUUAAGCCCUAAUGCUCUCGAAACACUCCCAAUAGACAUAAUAAACAAAUUCCCUUUCGAUUACAUGCAUGUGACAUGCCUAGGUGUGAUGAAAUCUCUAUUGAAAGCGUGGUGUAAGGAUAGGAAACAAAAUUAUUCGUUAUCUUCAGCAAACAUUUUAAUUUUAAACUCAGAAUUAUUAAAUAUCAAUUCCCACAUACCACGAGAAUUUAAUAGAAAGUCAAGGACCAUAAAAGAAUUGGACCGUUGGAAAGCAACAGAACACAGGUUAUUUUUGUUGUACACUGGGCCAACUAUUAUGUCAAAAUUUUUAAGUGCUGACAGAUAUAUCCAUUUUUUAAAGCUUAGUUUGGCCAUGAGGGUAUUAUUGGGUGAAAAUGAUCAACAGUAUUCCCUAGCAGAGAACCUAUUAAAUUCCUUUGUUGAAGAAAUACCUCAGCUUUACAAUAGUUAUUUUACAACAUACAAUUAUCAUUGCUUAACACAUCUGGCUAAUGAUGCUAAAUUGCUCGGUUCAUUAAACAGCGUUAAUGCGUUUGAAUUUGAAAAUUAUCUACAAGAAAUUAAAAGAUUUAUCCAUAAAAAAUCCUUCAUUGGCUCUCAAAUAUAUAACAGAAUGGCAGAAAAAAGCAAAUAUAACAUAAGAAAUUUUGAAGGCAACAAAAUUGAAACCAAUGUAUUUUUAUCGUUUUUGAAGACACAAAAUUACUACUUUUCAACUCAACAUCCGGACAAUUACAUUAUAUUUCAAAGUAAAGUAUUUAAAAUUGAUAGUAUUAUCGCAGAAGGAUCCGAAUACAUGUUUAUGGGAAAAGAAGUUUUAAAUUUAAGGGACCUUUUUGAGCUACCGAUGAAAUCAUCAUAUUUCAACAUAUUUUCGGCAAAUUCUAUAAAUUUUUCACAUGAGAUAUCUAAAAUAAAUGUUGUUUCUGUAACAAAAUGUUUAUGUUUACAUUUUAACAAUCAAUUUAUUUUUAUUCCAUUUAUCCACUAA